This is a messenger RNA of Zalophus californianus (California sea lion), 3926 nucleotides long. RefSeq names its product ADAM metallopeptidase domain 28 (gene ADAM28). Lineage: Eukaryota; Metazoa; Chordata; Mammalia; Carnivora; Otariidae. The transcript is spliced from 24 exons. Gene Ontology annotation, molecular function: metalloendopeptidase activity. Gene Ontology annotation, biological process: proteolysis. The record is from RefSeq and is a predicted model, not a curated record. Gene Ontology annotation, cellular component: plasma membrane. The coding region runs from base 81 to 2480 and encodes 799 amino acids.
AGGAGGCAGGGACAGACCAGACCAAGUCGUGCUCUCGGAGCGCGAACGGCCGGCGCUGUGCGGCCCUACGGGCCCGCAACAUGUUGCAGGGGCUUCUUCUGACCGCCACUUUCCUCCUUUCGCCAGUUCCAGUAAAUGCUAUCAAAGAACUCCCUGGAGUAAAGAACUAUGAAGUGGUUUAUCCCAGAAGACUUCAUCCACUACAUAAAAGAGAGGUCAAGGAGCCAGAGCAACAGGAAAAAUUUGAAACUGAAUUGAAGUAUAAAAUGACAGUUAAUGGGAAAAUCGCAGUGCUUUACUUGAAAAAAAACAAGGGUCUCCUUGCACCAGGUUAUGUGGAAACAUGUUAUAAUUCCACUGGAGAGGAGGUCACCACAAGUCCACAAAUCAUGGAUGACUGUUAUUACCAAGGACACAUCAUUAAUGAAAAAGUUUCAGAUGCUAGCAUCAGCACAUGUAGGGGUCUAAGGGGCUACUUCAGUCAGGGAGAUCAAAAGUACUUCAUUGAACCUUUAAGCCCCACAAAUCAGGAUGGACAGGAACAUGCACUCUUCAGGUAUGAUCCUGAUGAAAAGACUAACAGCACCUGUGGGAUGGAUGACAUAUUAUGGGCACAUGGAUCUCGGCAGAGUGUGGCUCUACCUGCCACCGGUCUGGUGAAAUCCAAACACCAGAAGGGUCUGGAACAUAAGAAAUACAUAGAAUAUUAUUUGGUGCUGGAUAAUGGUGAGUUUAAAAAGUACAAUCAAGAUCCAGAGGAAAUAAGAAAGAGGGUGUUUGAAAUGGCCAAUUAUGUCAACAUGCUUUACAAAAAGCUCAAUACUCAUGUGGCCUUAGUUGGUGUGGAAAUCUGGAAUGAUGAGGAUAAAAUAAAGAUAACCCCAAAUGCAAGCUUCACCUUGGAAAAUUUUUCUAAAUGGAGGGGAAGUGUCCUCCUCCGAAGAAAACAUCAUGAUAUCGCUCAGUUAAUCACAGCAACAAAACUUUCUGGAACAACCGUGGGCCUUGCUUUCAUGUCUACAAUGUGCUCUCCUUAUCAUUCUGUUGGCAUAGUUCAGGACCACAGUGACAACAUGCUUAGAGUAGCAGGGACCAUGGCCCAUGAAAUGGGCCAUAACUUUGGAAUGUUUCAUGACUCCUAUGUUUGCAAGUGCCCUUCUACAAUAUGUGUGAUGGACAGAGCACUAAGCUUCUAUAUACCUACAGACUUCAGUUCCUGCAGCCGCAUCAGCUAUGACAAGUUCUUCGAAGAUAAAUUAUCAAAUUGUCUUUUCAACGCUCCCUUGCCCACAGAUAUCAUAUCCAUCCCAAUCUGCGGGAAUCAGUUGGUAGAAAUGGGAGAGGACUGUGAUUGUGGGACUCCUGAGGAAUGUACCAACAUUUGCUGUGAUGCUAAAACUUGUAAAAUCAAAGCAAGUUUUCAAUGUGCAUUAGGAGAAUGCUGUGAAAAAUGCCAGUUUAAAAAGGGUGGUGCAGUGUGCAGACCAGCAAAAGAUGAGUGUGACCUGCCAGAAAUGUGUGAUGGCAAAUCUGGUAUUUGCCCUGAUAAUAGAUUCCGAGUCAAUGGCUUUCCCUGCCAAAACGGAGAGGGCUACUGCUUGAUGGGGAUGUGCCCCACGCUGCAGGAGCAGUGCACCCACCUGUGGGGACCAGGGACCAAGGUUGCAGACAAAUCAUGUUAUAGCAGGAAUGAAGGUGGGUCAAGGUAUGGGUACUGUCGCAAAGUGGACGACACACGCAUUCCCUGCAAAGCAAGUGAUGCCAUGUGUGGGAAGUUGUUCUGUCAAGGUGGGUCAGAUAAUUUGCCCUGGAGAGGACAUAUAGUAACUUUCCUGACAUGUAAAACAUUUGAUCCUGAAGACAACAGUCAAGAAAUAGGCAUGGUAGCCAAUGGAACUAAGUGUGGAAACAAGAAGAUUUGCAUUAAUGCAGAAUGUGUAGAUAUCGAAAGAGCCUACAAAUCAACCAAUUGCUCCUCCAAGUGCAAAGGACAUGCUGUGUGUGACCAUGAGCUCCAGUGUCAGUGUAAAGAAGGAUGGGCCCCUCCUGAUUGUGAUGACUCCCCAGUGGUCUUCCACUUCUCCAUUGUGGUUGGGGUGCUGUUCCCUGUGGCCAUGAUAUCUGUGGUGGUUGCUAUAGUAAUCUGGCAUGAAAGCACCAGAAGAAAGCAGAAGGAAGUCCAGAGGCCACUUUCUACUACUGGCACCAGGCCUCGCAGACAGAGGAGGACCCCACUGAUGGUGAAGGAUAUUCAGCCCCAAGAGAUGAGUCAGAUGAAGCUCCAUGCACCUGAUCUGCCAGUAGAGAGCAAUGAGCUUCCAGCUUCUGUUCUAAUUACAAAGCCAGAUUUUCCACCACCACCGAUUCCUACGUCUGUGUCAUCUUCUUCUUUCCUUCAUAAUGCCACAAAAGUACUUCCCUCUACUGUUUUUAAGGAUAAAAUAAUGUCAACACCUAAGGGUUCCAAUCCAAAAAUCUGAAGCAUUGACUAAGCAAGGAUGGGUGCAGUAAUGAUCUACUUGGAAGAUUGGAUAAUCUGGAUGGAAGAGAAAUAUACUUACUUCCUCCUUAUUAUUUGCUCUUGAUACUCAAGAUGUUAACAUAUCUUGAUUCAUCUUGUACUUUGAGGAGACUAAACAAAAAUUUUCGAGAGAGACACUCUUGAGAAUCUUUGUAUGAAUUUACAAUUUCUAUCUUCCAUACUCAUGGGAAAGAAAAGGACUCUAAACAAACAGCUGUGGAUCUGAAAUCUCUAAUUAGGUGACUUUCUUAGACAACCCUCCUUUUCUUACUAUGAUGUUGACUAAUAUUUCCUCAAAUAUUUUGAACAUCUUAAUUUUCUCAUUUAGUAAGAAACAAUUUACCCUCUAAUUAAAACAAACAAACGAAAAUCCCCAGGAAAUCACAGGAAACUGGGAGGGAUGGAAGAAAACCCUAUGUUCCUCAUUAGAUGACUAGCAGCAUCUUGACUGUUUUAACCAUAAACCUGUCAAAUUAGAAUGGUAAGAACAAAAUUAUAUAAACAAUCUCUGAUUUAUAUAACUUUUUCCUACAUUAUCUUUUGCAAUCCUUAUUAGCUGUGUCAUUUGAAAUUUGCUACAAGUGAAUAAAACUUUAUUAAUUAAAAUUUUUUCACAGAAAUUUGUACAAUUCAGUUACUGGCAAGCUUAAAGUGAACUUCACUUUCUACGUGGAGAAAGUUUUAAUUACAUAAAUUAAUAGCAUAAACCAGAGGUUGUCAACUGGUAGCUUGCCGGACAUAUCUGGACUACAGAUUUAAUUUAUUUGGCCGGGAUGAUUUUGGUCAUAAAGUAUUUUAAAAAUGUUUUGAAUUUGUGGUCAGUAUUUAAAAAUUGGGAGAUCUUGCAUAAACAUCCAGAUUUCCAGCUUUGUAAAAGUAAUCAAAUGGUUUGGCAGCACUGGAAUCACAUUGCCGAUAGCAACCAUUAGCUUAGUUGACUGAUGUUGGAAUAAACAUUGUUGGUUGCCUUCCAAACAACUUUCUUCCUUCUUGUUUUCAGAACACCAGUUUUAUUCAGUUGUCCAUAUUUUAGAAAAAGGCAAACCUGAUUCCAUCUCCAGGUUAAAUCUCUAUCGUUUCAAAUCAGUCAUAAUAAUCUUAUUUCCCUUACUAGUGAUUGAUUUGGUAAGUGUAUGACUCCCCCCCUUUUCUUUGCCCAUGAAACAAGAGAAGAGACAUGUUGUGAAAUUUUCACAAACGGUAUUCUGUCCCUUCUUCUGGAUGUUGGGAUCUGGAUAGCCUAUCUGAUAGUGUUGCAACCAUGUUGUGAUUAUGAUGUCAAGGUUGAUAUAAUAAAACCUGGUCUCUUAAAGAUGUCAUUGAAUUGGUAGAUUAAUAACUGCUGGAGUUACCCUAAACUUUGCUGGGAUUUCCUAUUAUGCAAUCAAUAAAAUUUCCUUAUUGU